AUGGCCUCAUGCUCAUCGGAUACUGGCAACUUGAGGAAAGAUGAAGAGGAGGAGGAGGAAGGCCGCCUUAAAGUCAUGUCUAAUAACCCCGAUUAUGAGCUGCUUUCUUAUUCAGCAUGCAUACCCUCAGAGCCUUUACAGGAGGAGACCCCGAUAGGGGAGUAUAAGUAUCAUGCAGUAGAGGAUCAUGAUAAUCGAGCAGCAGCAUUGCAGAGGGUACUUCUUGAACGAAGAGCCUUGUCUCGGGAUAUGGUGAGGUUACAAGACUCUCUCAUGGCUAAGACACAGGAGAAUCUAUUGCUUCGUGGAAAACUUGGUAUAUCUGAACUUGAACUGGAUAGGAAAGAAGACAUUAUACGAGAAUGCAACCCUGUCAUCAUCAUCAUCACUUACAGACUACAUGCCGACAACAAUCGUCUAUUAUGUGUAGUACAAGCUAAUGGGCUGGAUAUAGGUGGAGGAGGAGGAGGCAACAAGCAUCAUCGAUCUAUGGUAUCAUCUCCUGCUACUACUACAGCUAGUAUAGAGUCUGAGUGUGUUAUACCUCAGAGUAAGCCCAUGUCGGCUGAGGAGGAAUACUUCCGUAUGGUUGUAUUAGCUGUUAAACUCAACUCUACUUAUUUGGAUAACCUUGGACUAUUUGAUCCUAAGGACCUCUAUGGAAGGGCAUGCGAAGAGAAGGUACCCUUCCAUCAAUGGCAUAGAUGGGUCGAGUCCCAGAUGAUUAGAGGGGUGUAUCGUCCUCUGGCGGGAUCAGCUCCCGGCGUCGAUUCAGAGGAGGUCGGCAGAAAAUCUACCCAGGAUGAUGACCAUCUGCAACAAGCAGGGUAUAACAGGGACUGCACCGAGUGGUGGCAGUGGCUUCUUUGGUAA
Perkinsus marinus ATCC 50983 is the source of this 873-nucleotide messenger RNA. RefSeq lists its product as hypothetical. The record is from RefSeq and is a predicted model, not a curated record. Lineage: Eukaryota; Perkinsozoa; Perkinsida; Perkinsidae. The coding region runs from base 1 to 873 and encodes 290 amino acids. The transcript has 9 exons.